Molecule: messenger RNA, 5139 nt
Organism: Durotheca rogersii
Lineage: Eukaryota; Fungi; Ascomycota; Sordariomycetes; Xylariales; Xylariaceae
Exons: 2
Coding region: 1-5139 (1712 amino acids)
Biological process (GO): error-prone translesion synthesis; double-strand break repair via homologous recombination
Cellular component (GO): zeta DNA polymerase complex; nucleus
Molecular function (GO): DNA binding; nucleotide binding; DNA-directed DNA polymerase activity
Source: RefSeq, a predicted model, not a curated record
AUGGAUGUCUUUCGCGUGCGGUUGAACUGCAUAGACCACUAUCAGGCUGUUCAGACGAAAUACGAUCCUCUGCUUCGCAAUGACGUCCACCCAUCUCAGCUGGCUAAAGAGCCCGCCGUGCCCGUUAUUAGAGUCUUCGGUUCGACAGAAACGGGCCAGAAGGUAUGCGCCCAUAUACACGGCGCGUUCCCGUACCUGUAUAUCGAGUACAACGGAGGCUUGCUCUCAGACGAUGUGGGUGCAUACAUCUACCAGCUUCACCUCUCCAUUGACCACGCCUUGGCUGUGAGUUACCGUCGAAAUGCGUACGAUGCGAAGAGUAAAUAUGUGGCUAGGAUCACCCUUGUCAAGGGAAUACCUUUCUACGGAUUUCACGUCGGCUACCGGCUCUAUCUCAAGAUCUACAUGCUCAACCCUUUUACCAUGACUCGUCUCGCGGAAUUACUCCAGCAAGGCGCCAUUAUGAAGAGGAAAUUCCAACCGUAUGAGGCACACUUACAGUACCUACUGCAGUUCAUGACUGACUACAACCUUUAUGGGUGUGGGUACAUCGAGGCACGAAAAGCUUGCUUCAGGGCGCCCAUACCUGAGUACGACGAGGAUGUAGGGUGGUCGCAUCGGUGGCAUACGCGAUCGGUACCAAGUGCCUUCAUCGCGGAGGAUGCAGACCUCCCCCGUGCGAGUCAUUGUUCGGUCGAAGUUGACAUAUGUGUCCAAGACAUCCUCAAUAGGCACGAGAUCAAGGAGAGACAGCUCCAUCACGAUUUCACUGAGAGGAAGCAUCCCUUGUCGCCUGACGUGAAACUUGUCCACAGCAUGGCUGGGCUGUGGAAGGAUGAAAUCAAGCGCCGAAAGAAGAGAAUGCAUGACCCGACUCCAGGAAGUGGCCCCUCCCCCCCCGAAGCUAUGGUAUCUAUGUCCGCAGACCCGCGUCAUUCACAGCCCCCUGGAUGGAUCCACGAAGAAGAGUAUAGAGAGCAGAUAAGGGAACUGAUACGACAGGAGCGCGGGCAAAGUGAUGGCAGCGACCUCACCUUUGAUUCAUUUGUUCAGAACAUGCCCCUAGAGUCAACGGUUAACACUCUAUUACAAUCCGUCGAGGAUCUGUAUCCUGAAAAUUUGGAACGUGCUCUUGGCAUGGCGAGUCAACAUCUUGGAGAUGAUGAAAACCCUGCUGGCAGCAUACUGGUAGACGAAGAUCGCAUUUUUGAUGUUGAGCCGGAUAAUUAUGACGGCGCCUUCCGGGAUGACCCCGAUGAAAAUGCGCUUCGCGAUAUUGAGCCUCCGAAAGAGGAUGAGGCUCCCAACGAUAGCUCAGUACGAGCCGGCAAAUCUCCAUUUCAGACUAUUCAGAAGGACAAGAACGAUUCACGUGCUCGAUCCAACCCCCUCGCCUCACCAGACCUGAGUGCUAGAUCGGAUGGGCGGACCUUUUCAGAAAUGCGCGUCACUGGCGUGCAUAUAAGCUGCUUACGUACCAUGAGUAGACACCAGAUUCCAAUCUCGGAGUGUCUACUAGAUGUUGCGAAAGAGCAAGGACUUGUAAGCAAGGCUCCUCGAGAUACGGUGCCCGUCGAAGUCAACGGGAUCUUGAAACGCUCAGCCUCUUCGUUGCUCGAGGAACAAGAGACGAAACGUCGUUGUGUGGCGUUUCGGUCUAUUUCCGAUCUCGAGAACCCGGACGCUGUAGAUCAGAUGCCCACAGGCGAUUUAGGACUAACCGACAUUUCCAGUAUGCAAAAACCAUCCUCGCAAAACACACAGCCAAGGUUGAAGAAGAUUCCUCAGGGAUCUGGAAACCAGGCUCUCAACUUUCCGGUCGUGAAAAAUCCUAACGACCCAAGCACGAAGCUACGCUUGAGUCAGCGGACGGCCUCUCAGCAAAGCGAAGAUAGCCAGCCUACCAAACACGUCACAUUUGGUGUAGAUACUCCCCUAGAAGAUGUUUCGUCUGGUUCGACUCUACACACGGAAAAGCCCGAGUCCACCAGCUCCGUACCACCCGGUACGCGGGAGAGGAGUACCGCAAACCCUCUUGAUAUUGGAUGUGUUCCUCGACCUCACGCCCGAUUCCACGUAUUCAAUCUGUCGCCGCCAUCAACGGAAGAUGUUCUAUCGUCUAUGGACAUCUUAGGCCGGCCCAAUGUCAUUUACCAAGACGCGUUUUACAGUAACGAGAACGACGUACCUCAAAGAGUCCGAGAGUAUGCCGGCCAGGAGUUUCGCCUCGAAGGCAAUACGCUCCCGUAUCUGCCGGAUUUUGAUCCGACAGGGGAAGCUCCUGCUAACUAUGGCAUGAAGUCUGACCUGCCCUUAGAUGUUGAUAAGGACAACCGGAUGUAUAGGAAGCAGCGUCGGGAGUGCUCGCUGAGGGGCUGGGAGAUCGCAGAGCCUCCGCCUUCUUUCGACGAGGUGCAGGGUUGGUGGGUAGGAAGACAGAGAGUAGCAAAUUCCUCUCAGGACCCCACUGUGAAGAUUCGGGUUCACGAACCUAAACCGUACAUGUCUCAAAUCGACGGUCCUACCCCGAGGAAUAGGCAUGGGUUCAAAUAUUCCCAGAAGAGGAAAUCGACGAGCGUCCAGCACGAAGCACAGUACAUGAGUACGAUGAGCCUAGAACUACACGUGAAUACGAGGGGAAAGCUAGUUCCAAAUCCGGAGGAGGACGAAGUCCAGUGCAUUUUCUGGUGCUCCAAGUCGGAUGAGAACUUCGCUACCGGUGAUGACUCAUCUGUGGCCGUCCAGUCCGGCAUCAUCGUUCUCUCGGAGGAUGGAUCGCUGGCGCGGAGAAUACAGAGGCAGACCCGGGCCGAGGUCAUCGAAGAGGCAUCGGAGCUCGACUUGAUGGGGAGGAUGGUUGAAAUUGUCAGAACGCAUGACCCAGACAUUCUCACCGGCUACGAGGUCCACGGCAGCUCCUGGGGGUAUCUGAUCGAACGAGCGAAGUUCAAAUAUGACUAUGAUCUAUGCGACGAAUUCUCACGAAUGAAAAGCCAGUCCUUCGGGCGCAUCGGAAAGGAAGCAGAUCGAUGGGGCUUCAACACUACCUCAACGAUUCGGGUAACAGGCAGGCAUAUGAUUAACAUCUGGCGCGCUAUGCGCGGCGAGCUGGAUUUACUUCAGUACACAAUGGAGAACGUUGUCUGGCACUUGCUGCACCGCCGGAUUCCGCACUACUCCUGGCGCACGUUGACGGAGUGGUAUGUUGGAGGGAGACACGGAGACUUCAGCAAGCUCCUCCGAUAUUACCUGACCCGGACGAAACUCGACAUAGAAAUUCUCGAGGCGAACGAGCUCAUCCCGAGAACCAGCGAGCAGGCACGGCUUCUGGGCGUCGACUUCUUUUCUGUUUUCUCCCGCGGGUCUCAAUUCAAGGUCGAGUCAAUCAUGUCUAGAAUUGCGAAGCCGGAAAACUUCAUACUGGUUUCGCCCGACAGGAAGCAGGUCGGCGGCCAGAAUGCGCUCGAAUGCCUCCCUCUCGUUAUGGAGCCCCAGAGCGCAUUCUAUAACAGCCCAUUGGUGGUGUUGGACUUCCAGAGCUUAUACCCCAGCGUCAUGAUCGCCUAUAACUAUUGUUACUCGACCUUCCUCGGCCGCAUUGUGAACUGGCGUGGCGUGAACAAGAUGGGCUUUACAGAAUACCAGCGGCAAAAUAGACUGCUGGAGCUGCUCAAGGACUACAUCAACAUCGCCCCGAACGGCAUCAUGUAUUGCAAAGCGGAGAUCAGAAAGUCUCUGCUAGCGAAGAUGCUGACGGAGAUUCUAGAAACGCGGGUGAUGGUAAAGAGCGGGAUGAAGGAGGAUAAAGACGAUAAGACCCUGCAGCAGCUCCUCAACAACAGACAGCUUGCUUUAAAGCUGCUUGCAAACGUCACGUAUGGCUAUACAUCGGCGUCAUUCUCCGGCCGCAUGCCCUGCUCCGAGAUCGCGGAUAGCAUUGUGCAAACUGGGCGUGAGACUUUAGAGAGGGCAAUCGCAUUUAUCCACUCGGCGGGAAAGUGGAAAGCAGAAGUCGUGUACGGCGAUACCGAUAGCUUGUUCAUCUAUCUCCCCGGGAGGACUCGAGACCAAGCGUUCGAUAUCGGGAACGAGAUCGCCAAGGCGAUCACGGACAUGAAUCCUCGUCCCGUGAAGCUCAAGUUCGAGAAGGUUUACCACCCAUGCGUGCUCCUAGCGAAGAAGCGCUACGUCGGAUACAAGUACGAGAGCAAAGACCAGGUGAAGCCCGAGUUCGACGCCAAGGGUAUCGAGACGGUGAGGAGAGAUGGGACGCCCGCGGAACAGAUGGUGGAGGAGAAGGCGCUCAAGAUCCUCUUCGAGACGGCCGACCUCAGCCAGGUCAAGUCGUAUUUCCAGAAGCAGUGCGAGAAGAUAAUGCGCGGGGCCGUCUCGAUACAAGAUUUCUGUUUCGCGAGGGAAGUCAAACUAGGAACCUACAGCGACAAAGCGCCGCCGCCACCGGGCGCCCUGGUCAGCACGAGAAAAAUGCUGGACGACGCGAGGGCGGAGCCGCAGUACGGCGAGCGCGUGCCGUACGUGGUGGUGUCGGGGGCACCGGGAGCGCGGCUCAUCGACCGCUGCAUCGCGCCGGAGGAGCUGCUAGACAGCACGCAUCUUCAGCUCGACGCCGAGUACUACAUCGUGAAAAACCUGAUCCCGCCGCUGGAGCGGAUCUUCAAUCUGGUGGGGGCCAACGUGCGGCAGUGGUACGACGAGAUGCCCAAGGUGCAGCGGGUGCGGCGGGUGGACCCGGGGCAGGGGACCGGGGGGGCGGGGCGGAAGACGACGCUGGAGUCGUACAUGAAGGCGGCGGUGUGCGUGGUCUGCCGGACGCGGAUGGGCGGGGACGAGGAGGGGCCGGCGUGCGCGCGGUGCCGGCGGGAGGCGUCGGCGUCGGCGCUGCGGCUGCGGAGCCAGCUGGGCCGCGAGGAGCGGCGGCUCGCCGACGUGACGAGGCUCUGCCGGAGCUGCGCGGGCCUCGCACCCCUCGACGCGGUGCCGUGCGACAGCCGCGACUGCCCCGUGUUCUACACGCGGAUGAAGCAGGAGGCGCGCUGCCGGACGGAGAGGGCGGUCGUGGAGCCCGCGAUCCAGCAGCUGCUCGACGGCUCGGUCGGGGCGGAGGCGCUGGAGUGGUGA